Penaeus chinensis is the source of this 417-nucleotide messenger RNA. RefSeq names its product cuticle protein AM1239-like. Gene Ontology annotation, molecular function: structural constituent of chitin-based larval cuticle. The record is from RefSeq and is a predicted model, not a curated record. The coding region runs from base 1 to 417 and encodes 138 amino acids. The transcript has 3 exons. Gene Ontology annotation, cellular component: chitin-based extracellular matrix. Lineage: Eukaryota; Metazoa; Arthropoda; Malacostraca; Decapoda; Penaeidae.
AUGAUUCUGCAGUUUGCAACAGGAACCAAAAUCAAAAUGAAAACUAUCGUGUUGGCGAUGUUCGUGGCCGUGGCUCUGGCUGACAGGCCGUCUUUCUCCUACGACGCCCCUGCAUCCCGCCCAUCCGGCCCCGUCAGACUGGUCGAAAUCAUCCGCGACGAUCGAAUCCAUCCUGCUGCUGACGGAUCUUACACCUUCGACGUCGAGACCGAGGACGGCAUCGUCAGGCACGAGGCUGGUGGCCCAGGAGGUGCUCAGCAAGGCUCAGUCAGCUUCACCUUCCCGGACGGCCAAGUGUUCGACCUCCAGUUCGUCGCCGACGCCAACGUUUACCAGCCUCAGUCGCCCUUCCUGCCCGUGGAUCCUGCCUUCCCCCACCCCAUUCCCGCCCACGCCAAUGAGGACAACCUAGCAUGA